Molecule: messenger RNA, 1386 nt
Organism: Aspergillus pseudonomiae
Lineage: Eukaryota; Fungi; Ascomycota; Eurotiomycetes; Eurotiales; Aspergillaceae
Product: Dyp-type peroxidase
Exons: 1
Coding region: 84-1226 (380 amino acids)
Cellular component (GO): cytosol
Molecular function (GO): heme binding; peroxidase activity
Source: RefSeq, a predicted model, not a curated record
GCUCGAGUCGCCGUCCUGACCUUAGUGACUUCCAGGGUUGACUCGUGUCAGACAAGGUCCGCUGGAGCUGAUGGUGGUAAAAUAUGAACUGGAUCCCCAGAAGCAGGAACAUCGUGUACAAUAUAGUUUCCCAACGGUGCCGCAAUCGUCCAUUGCCUAAACCACCACUGCAAAACAGCAUCGCAAGCCAGCGAGCAGCUGGGAUUACGUCGGCAAGACAGGUCCGAAGUCCUGUAACCCCUCAAUUGAGAACCCGUUUACCAGCCACAACCGCAAACAUGAGCAGUCGCACCCCAAUCGAGCCCCAACGAGUCGACGCACCGUUGACACAAUCUGCAACCUUCCUCGUCGUGUCAGUUAAGGAUGACUCGGAGGCCGUUCAAACCGUCCGCUCGACUCUCGCUAGCGUCGAUGACCUCUCCAAGAACGUUUCUAUUCGCGACCUCGCUGCCCAAUUCGCAUGUACCGUAGGAAUCGGCAGCAACGUCUGGGAUCGCCUUACCGGUCUUCCUCGCCCCGCCGAGCUGCACCCAUUCCGUGAGAUAAAGGGCAAAAAGCACACCGCAGUGUCCACCCCCGGCGACCUGCUUUUCCACAUCCGCUCGGAUCGUCGUGACCUAUGCUUCGAGUUCGAGCGCCAAUUGAUGGACCUCCUCGGCGACUCCGUUACGGUUGUCGAUCAGACGGUCGGAUUCCGGUAUUUUGACGUGCGUGACUUGCUUGGGUUUGUCGACGGCACAGCCAACCCAACCGGUCCGUCAGUCUCCGAUACACUCCUUGUCGCUGAAGAAGACACCUCCGCUACUGGAGGAAGCUACAUCGUGGUGCAGAAGUACGUACACGACCUCCAAGGAUGGAAGUCUAUGUCCUCCGAGAAGCAGGAAGCAAUCAUCGGCCGCACCAAGUGGGAGAAUAUCGAGUUGGAUGAUGCCGACGAAGGUAAACAACAGUCACACAAAUCUCUUGCCACGAUCGAGGAGAAUGGAGAGGAGCAUGAAAUUCUGCGUGACAAUAUGCCUUUCGGGAAUCCUAGCUCGGGGGAGUUUGGAACAUAUUUCAUUGGAUACACUCGGCGCUUGUGGGUUAUUGAAAAGAUGCUAGAGCGCAUGUUCAUCGGAAGCCCUCCUGGCUUACACGACCGCUUGCUCGAUUUCUCGACGCCACUGACUGGAGUGACCUUUUAUGCACCGCCAGCCAGUGUCCUGGCCGGGUUGGAGAGUGAUUAAGUUCCUACCGGGGUGGUAGCAGAGCUUCGAAUUUUCUGGUUCCACCCUCGAGGAACUGCUGGAGUUGCGUAGUGGCGGGCUAAAACCAGAUGCCUGUUCGUCCCUAUAGAAGGGAAGCCGGGACUUACAUCGCAAUACAUGUUGGCUAAAAUGGAUAAAC